UUUGACUUGAGGUAAGGACACAAUCUGCUCAGAGAGCUCACUUGGUCUUUAGUCACAAGAGAAAAAGUGCAUUACCUCAACAGCAACUGUCCUUCCUUUCUUUCAAAGAGGGAAAAAAAAAAACCUUUUGGGUACAUUAAAAUCAAAAGGCAAGCGCCAUUUUUUCAGGCAGUGCAUUUGUUGGAAGAUUAAGACCCACGGCAAAAUGACUUUCUGUGGAAAUGACACAUGGAGCGAAGGGAUGGGGGAACUCGCUCUUUAAAUCAGUCACAGUGAUCUGAAUGUCAUUCCGGACUGGAGAAUAUUUUGCAGCGGACAUAAAAGACUAGAGCUCAAACCUAGCCUGAAACAUGCCUCUGUUUGGCUGGAUGAAGUGGUCGAAACCUGAAGUGGACAGUCCAGUCCAGAAACAUAGCGAGGUGCCCACCAAGACUUUAAUGAGGGAGCUGCUGUGGCACAUGGAGGAGAGAGAGAGGCUGGUCCGGGAGAUGGAGAAGGAGCAGACCGGCAUGGAUUACAACUGGCUGCAGAGCUACCAAAGCUUGAAAUCCCUUCUCCCACCGUCGGAGCGCAGGCAGCUGGAGCACCUCUGCUCCCAGAUCCAGCCUUCCCACACUGCCACCGUGCUGUCCCGGUUCCGAGAAAUACUGUCAGGAAAUGACAUUCUGCCUUGGGAGCUAGUCUACGUAUUCAAGCAGGUCUUGAAGGACUUUAUAACAAAAAAGGAGGAAGAAAAGCAGCAAAUAAGGCUGAUGGAAUCCUGGACCAACAGAUAUCAAAUGAAACAGGGGUUCAAUAACCCCACCAUCCCCGACUGCAGCGAAACUUUCAAAGAGGAGAUCCCCACAAUAUCAAGCUACAUUGACAAAAGCAUGCAAGGUGAAUGUCCAUAUUUUGUUGAAAGAAUCUGGGAUUUACCUUACUACUACCCCGCUCACUGCACCUGCUUGGAGGCAUACAGUGCCACAAUAUAAUGCAUGCCUUUCAUACUGUAGACAAAAACAUUAGCUAAAAAGGUUACCAAAAUUAUUCCUAGACAAUCUGACCCUGUGGAACUCAUGUACAGUGUUUGUUUUUGUUUUCUAAGAGUACUGUUCUAAAGUUUGGAAGUGGCAUGCUUAACAACGAUCGUGUUAUUUACGGAAUGACUUGGUGGGGUGUUAGUUCUUCAUUUUACCCCCACAAAAACUGGUCUCUGCAGUGGUGACUUCCAAGCCUGGUAGAACAUUCAAAGCAAGUUCAUUGUAGUCAAGGUUAAUAGUAGCAACUGUUUUAUUGCAGAGUAACUACUGUAGUCUUGCAGAAACCAUGUCUCCAUGUAAAGCCAUGUCUCUACAAAAUGCUGUUAAAUUCAUUCUACAUACAUUCUUUCUCACUAAUCUGAUUAGAAAAUAUCCCUUCAGCAAGAUUCUUGACUAGUUUUGUAACAUUAAGUUUCAAACCUUAGACCAGAGAAGGCCUACGUUGACCCUUCCAGACUUUUUUCCAAUCCUGUUCUAAAUUCUUUAACUGAAUCAAUUAAACGUGCAUACAGAACCUGAAGUAGUUCACUAUACCAUGGUACAUGUUUGCAUCACCAUUCUGGUACAACAAGUAGAAUCUGUCUGAGCCUCUAACUUCAAGGGUGAUCAUGUUCAAACCAAGGACUACCAACACCUUUCCCUAGACAAAGCAAGCAGCAUGGAACCAACCACCCUUGUUUUGUUGCAUUUAGAGUUGCAUCACCAUGCAGAUUCCAACCUUUAUUUCAAUUUUCAAAGCUUGUCUUUAACAGCAAGCCGGUACUGCCUUUCAAUGAUGUUUUCAUUUUGCAAGCAAUGGAAGGGGAUAUUCUUGUCUCGGAUGGCAUUCUUCCGAUUUCUCGACUGGACUGCAUUUCUGAACACUAAUAACAAGAGUAAGAGAUGAGACUGAGAGUGCAUUGCGGGUUCUGUCUCCUUCAACUUCGGUGUGGUUUUCUUUGUAUAGUAAGCGUACUUUAACCUUCUGAGUGAAAACUCAGACCAUAUUAUUCAAAAUGCUGAAUGCCUACUACCCCGAAUGCAAUAAAUGUAUAUUUCAAA
Molecule: messenger RNA, 2063 nt
Organism: Acipenser ruthenus (sterlet)
Lineage: Eukaryota; Metazoa; Chordata; Actinopteri; Acipenseriformes; Acipenseridae
Product: protein RD3-like
Exons: 3
Coding region: 351-974 (207 amino acids)
Source: RefSeq, a predicted model, not a curated record